Molecule: messenger RNA, 2880 nt
Organism: Drosophila obscura
Lineage: Eukaryota; Metazoa; Arthropoda; Insecta; Diptera; Drosophilidae
Gene: Brd8
Product: bromodomain-containing protein 8
Exons: 1
Coding region: 75-2678 (867 amino acids)
Cellular component (GO): NuA4 histone acetyltransferase complex
Molecular function (GO): protein binding
Source: RefSeq, a predicted model, not a curated record
UGUCCUCGAUGGUUUGACACCUCUAGCUUGUAACUUUUGUUUUUUUUUUAAUUCGGUGAAAAUAGCGUUUAAAAAUGAACCGAACGCCUUUGGAUACGUGGACCAAGCGGGAGCAUCUGUGCCUGGCGUCGUCGGUUUCCUGCAGCGGCGAUCAGAACUGGAUUACAGUCAGUCGCACGUUGAAAACUGUCUGUGGCAAUGGCAACAACAACAACAGACCGGCGGAUUGGUACUCGCAGAAGAAUUGCGCCGUGCAGUACGGAAACUUACUGGAGAGCGUGGAGGCCACCAAGCGGAAGAAACGCAGCAGCGAGAGCAGUGCCGGCGUCUCCUCCCCGGCCUCGGUGGAGACGCCAACAGAGCUGCUGCUGCGCCGGCUGACGGACGAGCGGAUGGUCGAGAUAAAGGCGCAGAUGCGCUCCGAUCAGGAAAUUUACCUGAAGAUACAGCGCGAGAUCGAUUCGUUGCAGUCGGACGAGGUGAACGAGCAGGAUAUGCAGGAAAUGUGGCUGGAGAUCGAGAAAGAGCAGGAGACGAAGCGCAUUGAGGAAAUGAAACUGGAGAACCAAAUGCGCGAGCGGGAGCAGCGCAAAAAGGAGAUGACGGCUAGCUGGCGUAACAACAGUCCUGCCGCCCGGCGAUCCAUUCAGACAACAGACACAACCGCCGUCGACAUGGAUGUGGAGGAUAUCAACAGCAGUGGCAACAAACAGCAGCAGUCCGGGCCGUCUCCCCUGCUCACGUCCCUGCUGAAGUCGCCCACAAGCAGCAGUCCAGCUGCUCCUCCUUCGACCACCCCCGGCACAGCCACUAGUGUGGCAAGAGCUACGGCUCCCACCAUAACCUCGCUGCUGACCAGCGGGGCCAGCACCGUGUCCAGCCAGCCAGCCAUCACCAUGAAAAGUCCCACCGAUGCGGCAUUCAUGUCCCGCCCCAUAACCGGGCCACCAGCCACUGAAACCCUCACACCCAGCACUCCCACACUGGAGCGCAGUCCGUCGCAGUCUGCUCCCACGCUCUCAAUGCUGCUGGAGAAGAACAAGGCGGGAGUAAAGGCUGACGAGGCUGGCGGCAGCUCGGAGAAAUCUGAGAGCACAGCGAGCCAGGAACAGCCGUUGCUGGAUGACGCAGGGUCCGCCCUGGUCGAUCCCGAUGAGGCCGAUCAGCUGCUGGAGGGUCUAUCUAACAUCGACGAAAUAAUCGACGACAUUGACAUUGACAUGGCCAGCGUCAUCGAUGAUGAGAUCUUAAAGGAAGUAGAUGAGACGAUUGCCUCCCCCGUUGCCGCUAAAUCCGAGGUCAUUGACUUCGAGGACAAGCUGGACGCACUAAAGCGGGAACAGUCCAGGUCCACGCCCACCGGCGAAGAGCCCAAGCCAGUUGAGGUGGUAAUUGGCUCCAGUGAUGACUCCAACGAUAAUAUACCACUGGCGGCAGUUGCCUCGCAGGACAACAGCAAGGACCGCACUGUGACUGCCUCCGAAGGAAAUGCAACGCCGGAGGAUACAGACCGUUUGGCCAGCGAGGUGGCUGUAGAGGAGAUUGGUGAGACGAUAACACUCAUCAGCACCUCCAGUGAGGAUACGGCAGGCUCUCCGCCAACUGUGGCCAAGGCUGAGGAGGAGUUGGUCGCCGAAGCGGGCCCAAAGAACGAGGAAGAGAAAUCCACAGAUGCAGAUCCGGCCCCUGAAGCUGAAAGCGAAGCCGUGGACGUAGUAGUAGAAGCAACAGAGGAGUCGGAAGUUAGCUCUGAACCAACAUCGGCAGCAGGUGAAGCAAAAGCAAACCAAGAGGAAGCAGACAAGCAGCAGACUCUGGAGGAAAAGACUGCCACUCUCUCGGCACCCGUGGCUGUGUCCCUGCACGACACGGACGAGGAGAGCUCUUCGUUGACGGACAGCAGCAAGCAGGAUGAUCCGCCACGCAGUGUCAGAUCGAAGCAGCAGCAAUCCGCCAAGCAUUCGACCACGGAAGAGUCCAAAGCUGACCAGGAACAGCCGGGAACUCCUCAGCCCCCGUCGGCGCCGGCUCGAGCACCGCUUCUGCGCAAGCUGCCCCAUCGAGAUCGGUCCGAGAGUCCCAUGGUUGACGACGAUACAACGACAGCCAGCGACCAUUCGACGGCCAGGUCGAGCACGCGGCGCCGAUGUUCAUCGACGCCAGUGAUCGACAGUAUCCCCAAUUCGCCGGCCUCCAGCGAGCACACCGACGAGAAGCGCGAGACCCGAGCCGCCGCCAAGAAGCUCUUCCUCUCCAUCUAUGCGACGCUGCAGGAAAGCAAGCACGCAGCUCCGUUCCGUCGACCCUUUCACGACGAGCACGCCCAGCGACAUGCGGAGAUCUGUCUUCGCCACAUGGACUUCCCCACCAUCAAGCGGAACAUCGACUCCGGCCUGAUACGCAGCCUAAACGAGCUGCACCGCGAUGUGCUUCUCAUGGCCCACAACGUGCUGCUGGCCUACAAGCCCCACACAACGCAGUACAAGACGGCGCGUCUGUUUUUGGAGGAUGUCCAGGCGCUGAAGGAGUUUUCGGUGGUGCAGGACACGUCGGCCAGCAGCAGCGCCAGCACCUCCACUCCGGCUGCCAACAGCAGCGCCGGCAGCAGCAGCAGAGCCGAGAGGUCCCACGGCGGCAAGGCACGGAGCGGCUUUAGGAAGAGCCAAAGGCAUCAUUAGAUGAUGCUCCUGGGAUGAUGAAUGCUAGUAUAGUUCGCACACGAUUGAUUCCUCAUCAGAUAAGUAUUCCAUAUCGAGCGCACAACUACCGAUUUUACGUAAAUUUCUACAUGGUUUGUUGUGCCUAGUUUUUAACUAUCAGCCACGCAGUUCCAUCAACAACAUAAAUACAUAAAUAAGUCAUAACAUUUGAUUAAUCGAA